Molecule: messenger RNA, 393 nt
Organism: Nezara viridula (southern green stink bug)
Lineage: Eukaryota; Metazoa; Arthropoda; Insecta; Hemiptera; Pentatomidae
Source: the annotation of a GenBank genome assembly
AUGUACAAGGCAGUGUUAGUUCUGUGCCUGGCAGGAGCAGCCUUCGCCCAGUAUGGACACCAUGAGCACCACGACCAUCACGAAAAGAAACACGAAGAGCACAUCGUAGACUAUUAUGCCCACCCAAAAUACAAAUUCGACUACGGAGUACACGACUCCCACACCCACGACGUGAAGAAGCAGGAAGAGACCAGGGAAGGAGACGUGGUCAAGGGCUACUACUCCCUCUACGAACCCGAUGGUACCGAGAGGAUCGUCCACUACACCGCAGACAAGAAGAACGGUUUCAACGCAGUCGUAGAGAGGAAAGGACACGCUGUACAUCCUCAUGUAAAAGGAUCUACUGAGACGUUCUUCAAGCACCACCAAGAACACCACGAUCAUCACUAUUAA